AUGAGCGGCGACGAGGACUGGAACAAACUCCUUCAGGAUCAUCCCAUAUUCACUCUACCAACAGCCUUCAGUGGACCCGUCGCAAGGUCACAAUCAUCGCUUGAACUUUCUACGUCCACCCUCCCCAAUUUCACCGACCUCGAUCUCACAGAUGACGGCGCAACACCAUCCGGACGACGGCAGGUUAUGGUCCUCAAAGAUGCUGAACUUAUCGUGGCGGCUGGGAAAGAAAUUAGGAUGACGUCCCUUGGCGAUCUCAAACUAAGUCAGCGCACGAAAAAUACAUACAAGACGCUACAUACACCUAACAUCCAAUUCGAAAUACACCAAAUUUCCUUGAACCCAAGCGGGAAACUUCUGGCCGUUGCAGGUGCCUUUCAAGUUGCUGUCGUCGUCUUGCCUCGUGCUGGCUUUAUUCGACUUGUCCCAGACGUCGUAGAUUGCAAAUCUGUACAAGUUGGCCAGUUCUAUCACGCGUCCAAAAAUCCUGCGUCUGUUGCGAAAAUCGACUGGCAUCCAUGGGGAGAUGCUGGUUCUACUUUGUUGGUCAUGACCAGUGAUGGAAAGUUAAGAGAAUAUGAUAUCUCUUUGGACACUGAAGAGCCACAACAAGUUUUGUCGUUCGUUCCUGAGAAGAAGACGAAAUCUUUUGUAGCUGACGACGGGUCAGAACGAGAAGUGGUGUCAUUCGUUCUUGGGAAAGGAAGGGCUGAUUGGGGCCCCCUCACGAUGUAUUCCCUCAUGAAGUCAGGCGAUAUCUACGCUAUCUGCCCUUAUAUGCCUAAAAAUUCCUCCAUCCCAUCAUCUUAUAUCCAUUCUCUUGAGUGUUUUAUAGCGGCAAAACAAGAGUUCCUUGCGCAAGGAACCUCGACGACAGGGCGGGAUAUCUCAACCUUGUAUGACUAUCAACGCAAAUUCAUUACGGCUCUCACAAGACAACUUCCUGCUGGUACCGUUUUCCCAGCUGCGUCACGAACAUUUCUCGUACAUCCUCCGACAACCAUUAAAUCUACACCCACGAGACAAGGCCCAUUCCUUCUGCAACCCUCUCCGAGGACAUUGGAAGGCAGCGACGGAGGAGACGCUACCGACAUCUCGUAUCUCGCAUUCGGAACUGAUGAGCAGCCAGAAGAAGAUGGCGGAGAAACAGAGCAUUUGGGAGUUUUGUUGGUUUCAUAUCAAGAUGGUAAGGUUGAUGUUUUCCUUGACGUUGAGAAAGUUGAAGCACGGUGGGAUGUCAAACAAUCUUCGAGUCGCGAUCUCCCAAUGCUCGCUGUCUACGAAACAAUUGAUCUUGGGCUGGUAUCCACAUUAAAUUCAAUAUCGCCCGCCCCGAACCAACCCCCUUCCCUUGACCUGUUGACCGGUAACCACCCAACAUUUUUAACGGAUCCAAUCCACGAUGAUGUGGUGUACGUCUACCAUGCAUUCGGAGUUCAUGCGUUGGAUAUUGGACCGCUUCUGCAGGGCCUAUCCGCGGCCCUUCGUGCGGACGAUGAGUCUGAAAAGUCAUUAACGUCCGCGCUGCAACGGUCUUUGGGGACCGUUGUCAAGCCCAUAUUAACUACCUUCUCCGUCGAAAGAAGGUGCUCAAAUCCUGUCGUUGCCGUCGCUAUUCCCAACGACGUCUAUCUGACGUACAGUGUAUUUAUAUUGACGUCUGUGAUGCGCAUUACAGUGUUUCCGUUGAAUCUUCGGUCUGAAUCACCGCGGUCAAGGCCUGUUGCACUCGAGGAUGGUGUUGAUGUUCCGCCUCCCCUUGGAAAAAGCCAAUGGCUGACCCCGGUUGAGGGGCAGUCAACAUAUGUAUCUCUGCUAGGUGGCGAACCCUAUAAACCACCCCCUUUUCUUGCUCCAUCCUCGGGGUUUUCCCCAAUCCCGAAACUCUCUUUGCCUCCCAGCUCAUCAGAUUCAAAGGGAUUUACUCUGACUCCUGAUACAUUACGAUAUAUUGCAACCACCGUAGCCCAGAUCACCGGCCAUAUCCACGAGACUCAUUUGGCUUAUCGAGCCGCAGAUCUUCGUGCGUCCUUGCAGAAACAGGAAUUGGUUCGCUUGUCGAACAAGUGCAAGGAAAUGGAGACAACCAUACUGAAACUCAAAGGUGUCACCAAAGAUACAACUGAGGCACGAAUCAAGAGGAUCGAAGACAAGCAAAAGAGUCUACUGGCGAGAUUGGACAGGAUGUUGCAAUCCUUGAUGGAGAAGGCAUCGCCGGACUUGAGUGAACAUGAAACAAAGUGGUUUGAAGAGUUGAAGCGAAUGAAGGAGGAUAUUAUUGGAGCUGGAAGAUACGAUGAAGGGUCACUCGUUGCCAGGACCAGGCUGCUUGAACAAGAAUAUGCUCGUUUAGCACCUGCUUUAAAGAACAUACUCGAGAAAGAGAAACUACGGAAGGAUAAAGUUGUUGAAAAUAACCAACAGCUUGGGUUUUCACAGGCCUUUGAGUAUGGGGAGCGUUCAAAUCUGGAGCGGACGAGAUUGUCGUCUGUGAAACAAGAUAUUGUCAGACUUGCACUGAAAGUGGACGUGCCUUUGGGGCGGAUUCAAUGA
Laccaria bicolor S238N-H82 is the source of this 2553-nucleotide messenger RNA. RefSeq lists its product as uncharacterized. Gene Ontology annotation, cellular component: nuclear pore. The transcript is spliced from 9 exons. The coding region runs from base 1 to 2553 and encodes 850 amino acids. NCBI's taxonomy places the organism in Eukaryota, Fungi, Basidiomycota, Agaricomycetes, Agaricales, Hydnangiaceae. Gene Ontology annotation, molecular function: protein binding; structural constituent of nuclear pore. Gene Ontology annotation, biological process: protein import into nucleus; ribosomal small subunit export from nucleus; mRNA export from nucleus. The record is from RefSeq and is a predicted model, not a curated record.